CCAAAACAUGGGCUAAAGAAGGUAAUUUCAAGUUUUCAACAGCUCAAAGCCGUGAACUAUGAAGGUAAUAACAAUCUUUAAGCUAUCACGGCCUGAUCCGAGCCUCAUCUCUCUCCGACUAGUUCUUGUAUCCCUGUAAUAUCAAUUCAGAGCCCCGAAUCAUCAAUGGGAGGCCAUUUCUUCUGAUUGCCGGCGAUGAAAUGAUGAAUACACGGCCCUAAAUUUGGCUUGGCCACUUUUGGGAGUGCAAGAUUUGGUGCAAGUGUCCUAUCAUAUGUAUUUAGGGGAGUUAGCUUUGAGUCGACUUAGAGGAAAGUUGUGUGUUUUUAUCAUCAAUUUUGUUUACUGAUGGGGGAAGAUCUUGAUGUUUUAUUUGUUCAUUAAUCGUGUGUCAUUAUGCGACCUGCAGCCAGACAAGCUCAUUGCAUUGUAUGUGACUUCCACUGCAGUGGUGCAGUAGCAAGAAGUGGGUGUUAUUGGAAAAAAUUGGCUAUUAAAACGUGAAAAUAAGUUUCUGGUUAUCUGCAAGUGUCACAUCCUUCUCUCUCCAUUGAUGAAAGGGACUCACCUCCCUUUUCACCAUGCGAAAUUGUCGUGAAUUCUCCAUCUUCAUGCUCCCCCUUGCAUUCCUCAUCCUCUCCUUUGUGCUCCGCCUUUUCCAUCCUUUUUUGUUUCUUCAGUACCCUGAAAGCGACCAAAAUAAAACUCUGCUUUACUCUACAUCAAAAGCACAAUUUGAAGCAGAACUAACAGAGAGUUUCUGCCACAACCACGACGUGGUCCAAGAGCAGCAUUCUUCACCAAGGAAUUAUAUUGUUCGAUUCACUAAGUAUCUGAAAUCUGAAUUUCAUCAGACAUAUCUGCAAAACAAUGUGAAAUUGAAAGGUUGGGAAUGGAUAGAAAGGAAAAACCCUGCUUCUCAAUUUCCAACUGACUUUGCAUUGGUGGCAAUUGAGGAAUCGGUGAUAGAAAUUCUGAUUGAGAAGUUCACAAAUUUGAAGCGUGUGAAAGACGUAUCAUUAGAUUUGAGCUAUCAAAGAGGAGUUCUUGGAAAGAAGAAUGUUCGGGUUGGGGAUUUUUUUGAUGAGAAGAAGAGACCGGGCAAGAUCUUCACGGCGAUGUCUUUCAGUGAAGGAGAGAGAAAUGUAGUGUCUAACUCAAGCAACAUUGAUAUAAGCUGGAAGAGGGAACUUUUGAUGCAGAAGUCUCAAGUUACCUCCCUGUUUAGUGCAGAAGCACUCUGGUCAAAGGGAUACACUGGUGCUAAAGUAAAAAUGGCUAUAUUUGAUACAGGCAUUCGAGCAGAUCAUCCACAUUUUCGUAAUAUCAAGGAACGUACAAAUUGGACCAAUGAAGACACUCUUAAUGACAAUCUUGGACAUGGGACAUUUGUAGCUGGAGUUAUUGCUGGACAAGAUUCAGAAUGUCUUGGUUUUGCCCCAGACACUGAGAUUUAUGCUUUUAGAGUAUUCACAGAUACACAGUUCAUUGCAGGUAUCAUACACUUCAUGGUUUCUUGAUGCAUUUAACUAUGCAAUAGCAACCGACAUGGAUGUGUUGAAUUUGAGCAUAGGUGGACCUGAUUAUAUGGAUCUUCCAUUUGUGGAGAAGGUUUGGGAGAUAACAGCAAAUAAUAUUAUCAUGGUUUCAGCCAUUGGUAACGAUGGGCCACUUUAUGGAACUUUGAACAAUCCAGCAGAUCAAAGUGAUGUUAUUGGUGUUGGUGGCAUUGAUUACAAUGAUCAUAUAGCAUCAUUUUCAUCGCGUGGCAUGAGUACAUGGGAGAUUCCUCAUGGUUAUGGCCGCAUGAAACCUGACAUAGUUGCUUAUGGACGGGAGAUCAUGGGUUCCAAGAUCAGCACUGGUUGCAAAAGCUUGUCUGGCACUAGUGUUGCGAGUCCUGUGGUGGCUGGAAUUGUAUGCCUCCUUGUCAGUGUCAUUCCUGAAGGCAAGCGGAAGGACUUGUUAAACCCAGCCAGUGUGAAACAGGCACUUGUUGAGGGAGCUGCAAAGCUUCUCGGUCCUAACAUGUAUGAGCAGGGUGCAGGCAGGGUUAAUCUAUUGGAGUCUUUUGAGAUUUUAAAGAACUAUCAACCUCGGGCCAGCAUCUUUCCCAGUGUUCUUGAUUACAGAGAUUGUCCUUAUUCAUGGCCAUUUUGCUCUCAACCACUCUAUGCCGGUGCUAUGCCAGUUAUUUUUAAUGCUACCAUUUUAAAUGGGAUGGGUGUUGUUGGUUAUGUUGAAGGCCUGCCGACAUGGAAUCCCUCAGAUGAUAUGGGAAAUCUUCUUGAUAUACACUUCACCUAUUCUGGUGUUAUUUGGCCAUGGACAGGUUAUCUGGCGCUUCAUAUGCAAAUCAAGGAAGAAGCGGCUAAAUUUUCUGGGGAUAUUGAAGGAAAUAUUACUGUUCAGAUUUAUAGCCCUCCAGCUAAAGGAGAAAAAACCCGCCGAACUGAUACCUGUAUCCUUCAGUUGAAACUGAAAGUGAUUCCUACUCCACCAAGAGAAGCUCGGAUUUUAUGGGAUCAAUUCCAUAGUAUUAAGUACCCCCCUGGUUAUAUACCAAGAGAUUCUUUGGAUGUUAGGAAUGACAUUCUUGAUUGGCAUGGAGAUCAUCUUCAUACAAACUUCCAUAUCAUGUUUGACAUGUUAAGAGAUGGUGGGUAUUAUGUUGAAACACUUGGAUCUCCUCUCACAUGCUUUGAUGCAAGACACUAUGGGACCCUUCUCCUUGUGGAUCUUGAAGAUGAGUACUUUGGUGAAGAGAUCAAGAAACUCAGGGAUGAUGUGAUCAACACUGGGUUAAGUGUGGUUGUAUUUGCUGAUUGGUAUAAUGUGGAUACAAUGGUGAAGAUGAGAUUCUUUGAUGAUAACACACGAAGUUGGUGGACCCCUGUAACUGGAGGUGCUAAUGUGCCUGCUUUGAAUGACCUUUUGGCUCCAUUUGGGAUUGCAUUUGGAGAUAAAAUUCUUAAUGGUGAUUUUGUCAUCGAUGGUGAGCAGAGUCGAUAUGCAUCUGGAACUGACAUUGUCAAGUUUCCUAGAGGUGGAUAUCUGCAUAGCUUCCCUUUCCACGAUAGUUCAGAGAGUGGGGCUACACAAAAUGUUAUGUUAUCUGGCACAGCCAAGGCAGACAUGCCGAUUCUUGGUCUAGUGGAGGCUGGCAAGGGCCGCAUUGCAGUAUAUGGGGACUCAAACUGUUUGGAUAGCAGUCAUAUGGUUACCAAUUGUUACGGGCUUUUGAAGAAAAUACUAGAUUUUACUGGCAAAAGUAAUAAAGAUCCCGUACUGUUCUCUGAUUCAGUUAAACAAGACAAACCAUUGUACAUGGACGAGAAGCAAUUACCAUCCAGACGGACUGAUGUGAACUUUUCUACCUAUUCUGCUGUUGUUGGAAAGGAUAUGAUCUGCAGGCAUGACUCUCGGUUUGAAGUAUGGGAAACUAAAGGCUACAAUUUACAUGUCAGGGGAAGAAACCGGAGAUUACCAGGCUACACUGUUAUUGAUUUGGGCACUGGUUUAAAUUCUUCCUCAGAGAGCUCAUGGAUGGAAAUAUCCAACACAACUAAAAAGAAAGGUGGUUAUUCACCAAGAAGCAAGGACCUGGAUGGAGAUGAUGUAAUACUUUCUUGAUUCUCAUCAUUGUGUUCUAUUGUCCAUUGUUUUAACAUGAAAGGCUAGUGUUCAAUUCCAUGUAAUUCCCCUCUUACAUUGAGAUGUUCAUGUCCCUAUUGUGCUCUAUGCUAUCAACCUAAUAAUGAUUGUCUUGUUGAGGAGUUCUGAGGGGAAGUUGAGAGGCAAGAUGUGCAUGUGCCUUUAGCAACCCAUUGGCUUGUUCCUGUAGGUAUUGCAAUUAUUGGGGUGUUGCUACUUUUGAGUCUUUGGCGUGUUCGACAGAAGCGGGGUAGGCGGAGGAAAGUAUCUUCUGGUUCAGUAGGUCGCUUUGCUAAUAAUGUAUAAAGAAAUGCUCUCGCUUACAUUUGUCAGGCAUUAUUUGCACUGAUAAAAGAGUCAGGGUUGCCACUUGUCACCAUGUGAGUGACACAAGCAGGGUGAGUUUUGUAUCACAAAUGAAUGCCUAGAAGUCUUUCCUGUUAGAUUGUUCUAGAAGAGGUGUAGAGCAUCAGAUUUGUAGAUGUAGAUUACAUGAUAUACCAGACAUUCUUCUUCAUCAGUAGAAAAAUAGCAAUGCUACUCUUCAUUAAGAUCAUUGGUAGGUAAAUACGUUAUAGUGUUUCUAUUUUUUCUCAAUUUGUGUCAACCGAGAUAUUCUCAGGUUGUUUCAGCAAAAGAGUAUCCUUACAUAACCCAUUUUCCUAUUAUUUUUAAGUUUAGUGUAGAAAUUAAUUUUUGGUUAUA
This is a messenger RNA of Cuscuta europaea, 4359 nucleotides long. The record is from the annotation of a GenBank genome assembly. NCBI's taxonomy places the organism in Eukaryota, Viridiplantae, Streptophyta, Magnoliopsida, Solanales, Convolvulaceae.